This is a messenger RNA of Racocetra persica, 202 nucleotides long. NCBI's taxonomy places the organism in Eukaryota, Fungi, Glomeromycota, Glomeromycetes, Diversisporales, Gigasporaceae. The record is from the annotation of a GenBank genome assembly.
AGAUACUGAUUUGGCUUUGUUGCAAAGGCAAUUUACAACAUCAAACAUACGACUAUCAUCUACACAAAUUGCAAACAAAAUCAUUUCUUGCUGGGUAGCUAUCGCAAAGGCAUCAUGCUUAAGCUUCAGCUUUACAUUUACUAACCAAAUAUAUAUAGAAUUAGAUGAAGCUCUAAAAAUUGAGCAUAUUCUUCUACUAAAG